UGGUAUUCUUUUCUUGAUCUAAAACAGUAUAAAUUUGCGUACAUGCUACAGAAUGGGAGCAGACGAUGUCUUGCUACAACUUGGUGAAUUCGGACCUUAUCAAAAGAGGCUCCUCACUUCCAUCGUGUUAUUUUCGAUUGUCAAUGCUUGGGGUCCACUUACUGUGAUAUUUACUCAUUACAAUCCCGACUUCACGUGCAAGAAUUCCGUGGCAUCUCCAGAAUAUAACGUUAUCAUCUCAAAGCCUUCAUCGACAAACCAUACAGACUUGGGAAAUGCAACUGCAAUCGUAAGCGAUGAUCAAUGCGAAAUCGUCCCGGCGGGAGCAGUAAAUGGGACACCAGAAUAUGAACCAGUUCCGUGUUCUGAGUGGAUAUUUGAACCCGAAAAUGACGGGGGUGAAACUGUUACAAGCGAAAUGUCGUUAGUAUGUUCGCGUGCUUGGCUUCUCCCGUUUUCAAUAUCAAUGACAAUGAUUGGAAGAUCCAUCGGCAAUAUUGUGUGCGGCGUUCUGUCUGACAGAUUUGGACGCAGGACAAUGUUUGGGGUCUCAUCAGUUCUGGUAACUUUGAGCACGUUGGUAGUAGGUUUGUCGAGGGAUGUUUAUAUAUACACCAUAUUUCUGAGCUUGAUGGUGGCUUUAUCCAGCGUACAAUACAAUGUAACAUUUGUCAUUGGAUCCGAAAUGGUUUUACCGAGGUAUCGGAACAUAGUGGGUGGGAUGGUUAUGGUCGGAUAUAUAAUCGGAUAUGCCUCGUUACCUUUAAUAGCAUAUCUCAGCAACGACUGGCAUAUAUUCUUUUACAUCAUCACUGGAGCAUCAUCCGUAUUUCUUUGGGGUUAUUGGACAAUGCCAGAAACACUGCACUGGUUGAUUACAAAGAAAAUGUUCAAAAGAGCAAAAUCUCUAAUUGCAGAAAUUGCUGAGUAUAAUAAAUCUGACGGUAAAAUUGAUGAAAUGAUAUUGCGGCCACUCAAAGAAUUAAAGGUAAAUGAAAACAAUGAAAUGAAGGAGAGGGAAAACACGGUCGAAAAAGUUGAGCAUACUACAGUGUUACAAUUGAUAAAACACCCUCUGAUGCGAUCAAGAUUUCUAGCAGCAAGUUUUUCAUGGUUCGUUGCCAGUUUUGUGUACUACGCCAUCACUCUCAAUUCAAGUUACCUUCCAGGAAAUCGUUACAUAAAUUGCUUGGCAUCAGCAUUGUUGGAGAUUCCAAGCACGCUUCUGGCCUAUAUUCUUCUAGAUAAAAUUGGAAGAGUGAAAACAUCCUCAAUAUUUUUCUUUACUUCUGGAAUUGCUUGUAUUAUUGCACCUUUACUGGCAACAUGGUCAAAUGUAGCAGUCUCAGUAAUGAUUAUAGCUGGAAAGACGGCAGUCAGUGGAGCAUAUUAUGUAAUCUUUAUUCACACUCCUGAACUUGCACCAACUCUCAGUCGGAAUUUGUUCAUAGGAGUUUGCAACGCAUUCGCUUACGCAGGAUCGUUUUUAUCACCUUACGUUAUGUACAUAGGGACCAAUAUGGGCAUGGAAACCGUAUCGUACGUUCUGAUGGGAGGGAUGGGCGUGGUUGCAUCCGUAUUAAUACUCUUAUUUUCACCGGAAACGAUGGGAACCCGUUUACCAAGCACCAUCGAAGAUGCAGCCACUCAAAAAACCGUUAUAAAAGGUUGCUGUCGGCGCCGAAAUGAAACUACUAAACCAGCAAGCGAAGAAGAGAUUUUUGCUUAAGAAUAAUACACAAUUGAACGACACUGAAGGAAUGACAAAAAUAUCACUUUUCUAGCCACUGGGACCACUGCACCUGUUGGAAUGGUGGUCGUUCGUGGAAAUUCGAUAUUAAUGUUGGAAGCACUGGAACGGAUACGAUGAUUCUAAAUUGAACUAAUCGAAAACGACAAAAGAACCCAAUACCCCAAUCCACGAUUUGUGCAUAGACUGCUAUGGAACAUUCAAUCUAUUUACCGAGCUUGUUUUUAGUAACAAUUUGUCAGUGUUAUUUUUGCAAUGAAAUUGAACUAGGCCUUCAUCAUCACCAUUUUACGUCAGCGAGUGUUUUUUAUUCCAUAGUUUUGUAGGAAAAGCACUGUUGUGUUACACAUACACGUCUCACAUUUUUAAAUUAAUUUCAAAGUAUUGUCCAAUUUUAUGUGGUGUUGAUUUUAUAUUGUUUUGACUAUUUUUGGUGGACGGGAAGGUACUUGUACGUUUUUAACUUUUCUAUUAGGUUAUGCCCGUCCUCCAGGUCCUCUGUAUUUUGUUUGUCCAUUUGUUCCUAUCAGAGUGAUCAAAUAAAAUCGAUUGAUUGACAGCCUUUGCAUUCAGACCAUGGCGUUGAGUAAACAACCUGAACUGCACGAUAAUCACCAGCGGUACAACUGGAAAACUACCGAUUCAACCACGGACAAGUACCUCACAGUAAUUUAAGCUUUUAUGGCGAAUACAACGUUUUUUUAUGCAGUACAUACCAAACAUAGCAAUUUUGUUGGAAUAUGCGAGGAUUGCUGCGUAAAGUUGCACUGUCGUCCUACUUCUGGACCACAUCGUAACUAACAGAAUACUCGCCUGCCAUCACCAAUCACACAGCUACUAGACAUGAAUAACAUCACCCUCCAUCACCGCAACAUCUAUGCACAUUGCACCCUACAUUCAUACCCAUAACAGGAGAUAUUUGUAACAUAUUAUGGAUAAUAUUCCGGUACAAAAAUUUAACGUCUAGUACGUACAAUGGCGGAGUACAUUGAGAAAAACACACACAAAGCAUCAGAAAUUUACAAUCCAAGAAAAGAUUUUGUAUCUACAUACCCUUUGUUUUGAAAUGAGCAUGACGUCAUCAG
Molecule: messenger RNA, 2835 nt
Organism: Styela clava
Lineage: Eukaryota; Metazoa; Chordata; Ascidiacea; Stolidobranchia; Styelidae
Product: solute carrier family 22 member 21-like
Biological process (GO): transmembrane transport
Cellular component (GO): membrane
Molecular function (GO): transmembrane transporter activity
Source: RefSeq, a predicted model, not a curated record